AUGGAGUCCUUACAGAUCUACCUUAUUUGGUCUGUGUAUGGCGUUGCAAUCGCAAUUCUGAUUGCGGUUGCCUCAACGUUUAUAUGUGCUUAUCAGACCCCAAGAGAUCGGUCCCCUUCUGUGACAUUGAUUUGCAUAAUUUCCAUCACUGUUCUUCUUGCAACUGUCUUACUUUUGCCAGUAGACAUUGCCUUGGUCUCAUCAAUUACAUCAUCUGCUCUUGGCCGGCGGAAAAGUUGGGCUACUCAAGCUGAGGUUGACAAGAUCACCUUUUCAUUAACUAUUGUGUAUUACUCACUGUAUACCGUGGAUGCUCUCCUGUGUCUCAUCGGAAUACCUUUCACAUAUUUCUGGUACGAGGAAUACGACGAAGUAGCUGCCGAGGCAGGCCAGCAGACUGCUGGCCAACGGUUUUGGGCUGCUUUUAAGUACACGUUGUUUUUUGUUGCCAUACUAAUUGUCUUAUUUUUGGUUGGGUUUUUCAUCCCUACCUCGAGAAAUCUAGCCGGUCAUGAUUCGGAUUUCUUGAGACGGCUGUUUACCGAAGAUCGAGGUCAACAUGCUCUAACUUUCUCGGUCGGUAUAUUAACAACUCUUGGUUUGAGCCUUUAUAUCAUAUACACGUCCUCGGGACUGGCAAGGCUCCCUGUUCUCCUUAUGAAGACAGCUCCGUCCUUCUCCAGCCCAUCCUUAAUUGCUUCUACGGCCAUGCAAUUGGAUUCUAAUCGAGAACGUCAGCGGCAAUUAGACGGGCGCUGUGGGGGGGAUACUGCUCUCCUAUCCUCCAAAGACCGGCGGGAAUUAGACUCUCUAGUAAGGGAAGAGAGAACCCUUACACGUCGACAGCGCCUAGCUGAAGGAGCUCAAGAAGAGCGAAGAAGCUGGCCGAUUAAGGUGUACCACAAGAUGGAAGCUGUUCUUCAUCCGUUUAAGCUUCUGGCUGGCUUCGUUCUACUCCUGGCUGCACUCUUCCUAUGGACAUCGUUAUGUGUGACAGCAAUCGAUAAACUGAUGAAUUCGCCUUGCAAACACCGUUGCGGAUACAUACUUGAGCGUGUUAAUAUCUUCAACCCUGUCAAUUGGGUGUUGAUUCAAUCAUCUCGAGUAUUCCCAGUGGACUAUGUCAUAUUCACACUAAUCGUUUUGUUUCUCUUCUGCAGCUCGGUCGUUGGCAUUGCUGCAUUUGGUAUUCGAUUUCUUUGGAUCCAAAUCUUUUCAAUACGGAAGGGCCGUACCUCGCCCCAGGCUCUUCUUCUACUGACAUCAAUGCUGAUGCUGAUCACAUUGGCCUUGAACUACUCGGUGGCUGUGAUUCUCGCGCCUCAGUACGCGACUUUUGGGCCGCAAACUUUCUGUGACAUGCCACCAGUGUCUUCUGGGCCGCAACCUGAUUGUUCUAGAGCUAGAAAUCUCAUUAAGUCAUGCUCUGAAAAAGCAGAAAAUAUAGGCGCGAAUGGCCUUUGCACACCAAGCGUUGCAAGUACUCUCCUCAAUCAAAUGACGUCAAAUUUUCCAUUUUUUGGUGCUGUUUUUUUCUGGGCACAAUUCAUUUUUCUUGGUCUAUACCUUCUAGUCCUCGUGGUCUCGGUCACUCGCUCACCCAGACUUGACGAGCAUCAGUUGGACGAGGACGCGGAAGAGGCCGAGGAAGAACGCCUACUGGCAAGGACUGGUAGACGUAUCAAUACCGCUUAG
Messenger RNA from Aspergillus clavatus NRRL 1, 1695 nucleotides. Its product is annotated as putative LMBR1 domain protein. Lineage: Eukaryota; Fungi; Ascomycota; Eurotiomycetes; Eurotiales; Aspergillaceae. Gene Ontology annotation, cellular component: vacuolar membrane. The transcript is spliced from 3 exons. The coding region runs from base 1 to 1695 and encodes 564 amino acids. The record is from RefSeq and is a predicted model, not a curated record. Gene Ontology annotation, biological process: protein localization to vacuole.